This is a messenger RNA of Caenorhabditis briggsae, 942 nucleotides long. The transcript is spliced from 5 exons. NCBI's taxonomy places the organism in Eukaryota, Metazoa, Nematoda, Chromadorea, Rhabditida, Rhabditidae. The record is from RefSeq and is a predicted model, not a curated record. Gene Ontology annotation, molecular function: protein binding. Bases 1 to 942 code for a protein of 313 amino acids.
AUGAGAUCAUUUAAAAAGGUCCGCGAGCCCUGCGAAUCGCGGUUUGGCAUAAACAGCAGUUUUCCGGUCAACGUCAUCCUAAUGCAACCGACAACAAGCCAUGAAACAUUUCUUGAUAGAUCUGAUUACGUCGAUUUCGAAGCAACAAGCAAGCUCCGAAACUGGCCGAUAAGCGUUGGCGAAAAGCGCUAUUAUGUUGAUCCCACAAUCUUUUCAAGGAAUUCCGACUACUUCCGCAUCUUGAUGGGGAACACGUUUUUCGUCGAGGGCGCCGUUAGACAGUUAAGGAUCAUUGACGAGUCGGCAGACGACAUACGCACACUGAUCACUGUCAUCUCUCCGAAUUCGUUGGGCAUGUAUCCGGAUCCGAUUGAUGAGCGAAACGUUGGUACCGUACUCCGGCUUUGCGACAAGUACUUGAUGACAAAUUUGAAACAGAAUUGCGUCGAUUAUUUGAGAGAAUACCGAGCUGACACUCAACUCACAUCAGAAGCAUUUCACUUGUUCUACGAGCUCUGCUUCAACCUGAAUUCUGAAUACGCGCACGAUUCGAAUGUAGCGGAUGCGGCAGUUGAAGCCAUGUACAAUUGUCUUUCUGUUCUUAGUAACCCAACGAAUAUUGGCUAUUUUCAUCAGUAUCUUGUCGAGCUGCAAGAGUUGCAGUGUAGUGAUAAGGACAGCGAGAACGUGAAGCGCGUUGCUGACUCGGUUCUUCAUGGAGGUGCCAUCUUCCGCCACCGCAUCUCAUUUAACGAAGAAGUCCAAGGCCUCGGAUGCCACCAAUGCAGCCAGCGACCCCCAGCCCGUUCGUCUCGUUCUAAAAACCGAAAGCCGUUCAUCCUCUCCCUAUGCAAAUCGUGCAAUCGUGAAGUCUGCGUACAGUGUCGCCGAAGUCUGUGCCCGCGGCUGUUCGAAGAUUGGAUCAACGAGAUGCGCUCAUAA